AUGGAAAAACUCGAUCAAGACAUUUUGGAAGCCACCAAAAACGUACAGACAAAGCCAGGGAAGGACGACAUUGGAUUAAAGUCUCGGGAAGAACUAGCGAACCUACUAAUCACCCGUUAUAAGCAAACUGGAAACACAGAUGACCUUCGGGAAUCGUUACGCCAUCAGAUGCUGCUAUGGCGCUCAUUGGACAUUCCCACUGAAGGCGAAGCAUCUCUCUGGUACAUGGUCAUUAUAGGUGAAGCCCUGGGUUCCGGCAUCCAAUAUCGGUACGAAGAAACGAACGACCUGGAAGACCUUAGGGCAGCCAUUACUAUCUGCUGGCAAGUCUUUUACGAAGAUCCCAGUAAUGCUGAGCACGAAGCAAUACGGAUCAGGCUACCAUUUGACUUGCGUACCGGAACGCUUUUUUUAUACCAGAAGUCGGGAAACUUGGGCGACAUAGAGCUGGCGGCCUCAUAUUCGAGGCAAGUUUUGCCUUUUAUUCCAGAUGAUGUCGAGGAUCGAGCCAACCCUCUGGAUGAGUUUGCUAGGACCCUGUUCAAGAAGUACCAGGUGCAACAGGAUCCAGAUAUUCUCCCAGUCGGAAUACCAUUAUCAAGGGACACCAUCUCCUGGACUCCCGAAAGUCAUACCGAGAAACCCGCUAGAAUAGCUAACCUCGGGGCCUGGCUUUUGCGACGCUAUGAGAAAAAUGGAGACACGAAUGAUCUUCUAGAAGCGAUUGAAAAGACAGAGCUUGCCAUUAGUCUGUUGGACAAAAACAAUUUUAAUCAACUGAGAUUCCUGACCAACCUUGGGAUCAUGCUAUUUCGACAGUUGGAGCUCACCUGGGAUAAGAACGAUCCUGAACAGGUUGAAAUUAUGGCAUCCCGUGCCGACAUUGGUAGAGGAUUGCAAGUAAACAGCAUUGCGCACCCAUUGCUGGGAAUUGAGGCAGCCAGAGAUGUCAUCCGUAUCUUCAAAUUUCACGGAAAGCUAGAAGAAGCAAAUUCCCUUGCGCAAAAGGCAUUGCAAUUACUGCCCAUGGCCUGUCAUCCAACCAUCACAGGCCAGGAUCAGCAGCACGCCAUCCAACAGAUGUCGAGGUUCGCUGCCGAAGCUUGCUCUCUAUCACUUCUUGUUGAAAAACCGGAGGAAGCGCUUCUGAGUAUUGAAUUCAGUUGUGAAAUCAUCUUAUACCAUUUGAUCAAGUAUGGAAACAGACUGUCUCUUCUGGAACAACAAAGUAAGGAUUCGGCAAUCCGUUUUGACAAGUUGCGAUCUACAGCCGCCCAGGCUGUUGAUACGAUGGACCAAGUCACUAUACAAGAUCGGAUAGUGCCAGAAAUGGACGACUUUGCCCACGACUAUGACUUUGGCCUUGCGCUGAUACGGAAUCUACCAGACUUUAAGAAUUUUCUCUCAUUGCCAAACAUAGACGACUUGGUCAAGGGAGUCACUCAUGGCUCAGUUGUGAUAGUGAAUAUCACUCCCCUUAGCAGUGAUGCCAUCAUUAUCCUGCCGUCCGGAGAACGAAUCAGGUCCCUCAACUUACCAAAAGCAACCCCCCAUGGCAACUCUCUUCUGGACAAGCAUUCCAAGGCUUUCAAUUGUAUAAGAAAGUCCCAGGGUUUAGAUAUAGAGAGCGACAUGGAUCUAUACGACGAACAGUUUUUGAGUUGGCUUUGGACGGCGUGUGUAGACCCAAUUCUCAAGGAGAUCGCAUGGUCGCCGUCAUCAUCGUCAACCCCUCGAGUUUGGUGGAUCGGGACUGGCAUCGCCAGCGGAUUUCCGUUUCACGCAGCAGGCAACUCCGAGGCUAGCACUUUGGAUAAUGUAAUCUCGUCUUACAUUCCAUCUAUCACGUCUCUGAUCGAAGCCAGAGGCAGCAUUACAUCCAGUAGCGACAAUGGCGAAGGGAUCUCAGUCACGCUCGUCACGAUGCCCAGAGAUUCAGAUGGCUGUCGGCCCCCAGAUCCUACAGAAAUGCUGCGGAUGAUGGAGGAGACUCCUGGAGGUACCUUCAAGGUAGAGACACUCUCAGAGCCAUCACUUGAAGAGGUAUUGGAAAAUCUGCGCAGGUCUCAUGUUAUUCAUUUUGCUUGUCACGGGUACUCUAAUCCUCUCAACCCGUCCCAAAGUUACGUUCAAGUUCGCAGGCGCCUAUCACCAGGCGCAGACGACGGAAAACUGACAGUGGAGUUGUUGUCUAAUAAGACAACCUUUGACAAGGCACAAAUCGCUUUCCUCUCAUUAUACACCCCAGCAGAGGGCAAAGCCAAGCAAUCGACUGAUGGAGGGUUAGACAUCAUCAGUGCAUUCCAAUUGGCUGGAUUUAGGCAUGUCGUGGGAUAUUUGUCAAACGCCGACGGCGCUUCUAAUGCCCAUAUUACUAAGAGCUUUUAUGAGUCUCUGAAAGAGAACGUAUUGGGGGAAAACACAGAUUAUCUGGUGGCGAAGGCAUUACAUGAUGCUCUAAGGAGCGCUAGAGACCAUGAUAACGAUCCACAUUGGUGGGCUCCAUGCAUUCACUCCGGUCCUUGA
Messenger RNA from Fusarium subglutinans, 2526 nucleotides. Its product is annotated as TPR domain protein. NCBI's taxonomy places the organism in Eukaryota, Fungi, Ascomycota, Sordariomycetes, Hypocreales, Nectriaceae. Bases 1 to 2526 code for a protein of 841 amino acids. The transcript has a single exon. The record is from RefSeq and is a predicted model, not a curated record.